AUGGUCACUCCUAACAACUGUACAAAAACACUCACGCUCAACACAGGAGCACACAUCCCACAGAUCGGACUUGGAACGUGGAAAUCCCCCGGUGAUCAAUGUUACGCCUCAGUGAAAGCAGCUUUGCAAAGUGGAUACAGGCAUAUUGACACCGCCCGGGUUUAUGGUAAUGAGGAAUGGGUUGGAAAGGCCAUCAACGACUUCUUGAAAGAGUCAAAAGUUCCACGUUCGGAUCUUUUUGUCACGACAAAGUUGUGGUGCACGGAGUUUGAGGAUCCAGAGGAGGCAAUUCGUGAUUCUUUGAAGAGACUUGGUCUUGAUUACAUUGAUCUUUACUUAAUGCACUGGCCUGCAGCAAUGGCUCCAAGUAAGACUGAAUUGUUCCCAAGGAGACCAGAUGGAGGCCGUGCUCUGCUUCCAUUCGAUGAAUGGAGUUACGUUGACACCUACAAGGCAAUGCAAAAGCUUGUGGACUUGAAACUUACCAGGGCAAUUGGUAUUUCUAACUUCAAUAUUCCAAAGAUUGAGGCUCUUUUGAAUGACAAGGAUGUUCACACAGUCCCAGCCUGCCUCCAAGUCGAGCUACAUCCUUACCUUCCACAGCAUGAAUUGGUGGAUUUCUGCACUUCUAAAGGAAUUGUUGUUGAGGCAUACUCACCUUUGGGCUCAUCCGGUGCUCCUUUAUUGAAAGAUUCGACUCUUCGCGUAAUUGCUGCUAAGUAUGAUGUUUCACCUGCCACUAUCAUUUUGAGUUGGGAUGUUCAGCGUGGAAUUGUCGUUAUUCCAAAGUCUGUGAACCCGAUCAGGAUUGCAUCGAACAGGAAAGUCGUUGAACUUGCUGAUGAGGACUUCAAAGCCGUCGGUGAACUGUACAAGACCAUCCAUAAGCGGUUUGUUUCUCCGGACUGGGGUGUCAACAUCUUUGAAAGUGAUGCUCACUUCAAUUAA
Molecule: messenger RNA, 948 nt
Organism: Brettanomyces bruxellensis
Lineage: Eukaryota; Fungi; Ascomycota; Pichiomycetes; Pichiales; Pichiaceae
Exons: 2
Coding region: 1-948 (315 amino acids)
Cellular component (GO): cytosol
Molecular function (GO): aldose reductase (NADPH) activity
Source: RefSeq, a predicted model, not a curated record